This is a messenger RNA of Striga hermonthica, 2223 nucleotides long. The record is from the annotation of a GenBank genome assembly. Lineage: Eukaryota; Viridiplantae; Streptophyta; Magnoliopsida; Lamiales; Orobanchaceae.
AUGUGGCUUCUUCGCCACCCACCAUCCGACCAUGGAGUUGCCAACGUAGACGAUGGAGUAGACAAUGGAGCCUUCGUCCAUUUCGUGUUUGCGAAUCUCGACCGGGCUUUUAAGUCCGACAGCGGCGGAGUUGGGACACACUCGGGGCUCCCCUUUUCUCCCAAUGGUCGAAAGGCAGCUUCAAUUUUGCACCACAUAAAGCAGUGCAGCAAAUUCCAGCUCCCAUUACAGGGCAAGAAAGCUCAUGCCCACGUCAUCAAAUCGGGCCUGGACCUUCACGGGCCCCUCUUUCCCAACGCGCUCAUCAACAUGUACGGCAAAUGCGGCCACCUCGAGGACGCCCUCCACGUGUUCGACACAAUGCCCCACAGGGACCUGGUCUCGUGGGCCUCCAUUUUCACUGCCCACAACCAGGCGAACCUCCCGACCCGCACGCUCCUCCUGUUUUCGAGGAUGAUAUUCGGUGGUGGGCCCGACCCGGACCAUUUUAUCUUUGCUAGCCUGGUCAGGGCCUGCGCGGGCUCGAGUGCCCUGGGGCCCGGCCUGCAGCUGCACGCCCGGUUCCUUGUCUCCCCUUAUUCGGAUGACGAUGUCGUCAAAUCGGCCCUUGUUGAUUUUUAUGCGAAAUGCGGGCUACCGGAUGAGGCUAAUAAGGUAUUUAGCUCGAUUGUGUCAAAAAAUGUAGUCUCUUGGACUAGCUUGAUGUACGGGUAUGCUCGGAUGGGCAGGAAAAGUGAAACCCUUGAACUUUUACACAAAAUGCCUUGUAAAAAUUUGCAUUCUUGGACGGCCCUGAUUUCGGGCUUUGUUCAGGGUGGGCAUAGUAUCGAGUCGUUUAAGAUUUUCAACGAAAUGAGGGGAGAAGGAGUUGAUAAUCAAGAACCUUUCAUUUUCUCCAGCUUGAUAGCCGGUUCGGCUAGUUUGGCCAUGCUGGCGCUCGGGAAACAAGUUCACAGGCUGGUCAUAGGCCUUGGGUUCGAGUCGAACUCCUACCUAAAUAAUGCCUUGAUCGACAUGUAUGCCAAAUGCAGCGAAAUAUUAUCUGCAGAGAAAAUCUUUAAAAGCAUGAAAACGAGAGAUAUCAUCUCUUGGACUUCAAUUAUUGUCGGGCUGGCCCAGCACGGCAGGGCGGAUGAGGCACUCUCUUUUUACGACGAGAUGAUUAUUACCGACUUGAAACCAAAUGAAGUAACUUUUACUGGGUUGAUUUACGCGUGCAGUCAUGCAGGUCUGGUGGAAAGAGGCUUACAGCUUUUUAACUCGAUGGUCGAUGAUUUUGGGAUAAAACCUUCCCUUCAGCACUACACGUGCUUGGUGGAUCUGUACAGCCGGUCGGGCCACCUGGAAAAAGCAGAGCACGUGCUUAACUCGAUGCCGUUCGAGCCAGACGAGGCCGUGUGGGCCACUUUACUCAGCGCUUGUGCUCAGAAGGGUGAAACCGAAACGGGUGUUCGGAUCGCGAACCAUCUUCUCCAGGUGGGCCUGGAAGACCCGUCAACGUGCAUUCUGAUGUCGAAUGUGUAUGCUCGUGCGGCCAUGUGGGAGAGAGUGUCGGCUGUGAGAAAACUGAUGGCGAAUUUGGAGGUGAAAAAGGAACCGGGUUAUAGCUGUGUUGACUUGGGGAAGGAAAACGAGGUUUUCUAUGCUGGGGAGAGUGCGCAUGCCAUGAAAGAUGAGAUUUUUGAGUGUUUGAAGGAACUGGAUGAAGAGAUGAGGAGAAGAGGGUAUUUGCCCGAUACUUCUUUUGUGUUGCAUGACAUGGAGCAACAGGAAAAGGAAAGGCAGCUGUUUUGGCAUAGCGAGAGGCUGGCCGUGGCAUAUGGGCUUCUAAAGUCGAGUCCCGGAUCAUGCAUACGUGUGAUCAAGAACUUGCGUGUUUGUGGGGAUUGCCACACAGUGUUGAAGUUUAUCAGCAGUAUUGUGGGUCGUGAGAUAGUUGUAAGAGAUGCGAAUAGGUUUCAUAGAUUUAAGGAUGGCUUGUGCUCUUGUCGCGAUUUUUGGAGGAACAACUUCUUGUGCUGCCUAGCUGGGCAAUGGACUAUUGAAGGUCGGGCGCUUUCGUUGGGAAACCUUGCUCGAGUGGGAGGAAUUGCUGAAGGAGGAGGCGACUGGGGAGAACCUGCAAGGUAUCCGGCUAUCCGCAACCAAUUUCCGAAUUUUAUCCUUAAGGACAAUGAUCUACUUGAAGGGUACGGGAUUGAUGUGGACGAGAGUCGAUCUUAG